AUGCGGAAUAUGGUUUGCUUUGCCCGUUCGUUCCGAUUGCAGUUAGUUGACGUGAUCAUUGAACUUCACCAAUGUGGGGGAAGCAAAAUUCCAGACAGUGACCACGCGGCUAUUCACACCCACAACACCGCGGGAGACAAGGUACCAAGUGAGUUGGAAAUGGACAACGAGGCGGACCUAUUGCAAUCAUUUUGUCCACACAAAGAGAAAGUAUUCCUUUCCGCUCCCUGGGCCAAUGGAUUUACCCACAUUGGACAGCAUUUCGAAAGUGGGGCUUCCGAAAUUCACAAUGUCUUACGAAAAUACGCCGUGGAAUGUGGCUUCCAAUUCAGGUUCGUCAAAAAUGACUCUGUCCGGGUGACGGCCAUUUGUGCUAUGAAUGAUUCGAAGGGUUGCACGUGGGCUAUCCACGCACGAAAAUUAGAGGCCAACAGAUUUUUCUAUCUCCGUAAAUGGAACAGUGAACACAUUUGCGGCGUUGCUGUCCGUACGUCCACAAACCCUCUUGUUGGUUCUGAACUUGUUGCAGACAUCAUAGCCGAACGUGCGCGGGAUAGGCCACUAACACGUCCCACCGAAGUUAUAUUGGACCUGAAACAGGAUUACGGGCUGGACAUCAUGUACCGUGUGGCGUGGCUAGGAGUCGAAAAAUCAAGAGGUGAACUAUUCGGUGCACACUCCAUUUCGUUCGAUCAGUUGCGUUGGUAUAGUACUGCGGUAAUGGAACACAACCCCGGAACCUACACCAACAUUGAAUAUGAUGACUACGCACACCAGUUCAUACGGUACUUCAUAUCAUUCAAAGCAUGUAUUGACGGGUUCAACCAUUACCAGCCAUUGCUUUUCCUCGAUGCCACGUUCCUUAAAGGACAAUUCAAAGGGUUUUUACUUGCCGCCACUGUGAAAGACGGGAACCAAGGGAUAUUCCUUUUAGCUUAUGUGGUUGUUGACUCCGAAAACACAGUCAACUGGUCUUGGGGGUGUCGUUACUGUGAGCUGUGUUCAAAUGUUGCUGAAUCAUUCAACUCAUGGGUGCGAGGAGCAUGCAACCUCCCAAUCACAAGAAUGGUUGACAGUAUUAGAGCGAAAUUAAUGCGACAAAUGGCGAAGUGUAGACUUGUAGACCAAACAUGGACUGACACAAUAUGUCCCAAAAUGGAGUCUCGUCUUGAAAAAGCAUUCAAUGAAGGGAGGUCAUGGAAAGUUAGCCAAUCUAAUGAGGACGUGUAUGAAGUCCACUCUUUCUUGUCGGUCACUGUUGACAUCGGACACCGCACCUGUUCAUGUUUCAAAUGGCAGCUCAAUGGCUUUCCAUGUUCUCAUGCCAUGGUUGUCGUACAGAAGAGCAGUCGGGAUUUGAACACUUUGGUUGAAUCGUACUUCCAUGUCAGUGAAUGCCGUUCAACGUACGACGCAACCAUAUUUCCAAUUCCUACCGUGGAGAAACCGCCAUUUAACCAACAUGAUUAUGUUAUCUACCCACCCGUCGUGAAACGUCCACCUGGUAGGCCAAAGAAGAAGAGAAUUCUGUUGAAGGGAGAGCAAGUGCAGCAAAUCAGAUGCGGCCGAUGUGGAUGCAUGGGGAACCAUAACAGGAAAACGUGCAAUGAACCAAUUUAA
This is a messenger RNA of Camellia sinensis, 1620 nucleotides long. The record is from RefSeq and is a predicted model, not a curated record. Lineage: Eukaryota; Viridiplantae; Streptophyta; Magnoliopsida; Ericales; Theaceae.